CUCUCUGUCUCUCUCUAAAGAUACAUCACAAUUUCCACGUAACCACACAGCACAGCCGCACGCAACACACACACACAGUCACACACCAUUAAAUUAAAUACUCAGAAGCGAGCCCAGAAUUAAAACCUCCCGAGUCCGAAACCAAAAUAUGCCCUUUUAACUUCGCAAUCCAUGAAAUGUUGCUUCAGCAUUAUCAGUCUGGGUAGCAGUUGAAUUUCGAUUUCGUUUGGGUCGGGGGAGGGGACAAAUGGAAAAAAUGGAGCAAGUUUUACAAAAGAAAAACACCGAUUGCGUCUAUUUCUUGGCCUCUCCGCUCACCUGCAAGAAGGGGAUUGAGUGUGAAUACAGGCACAGUGAAAUUGCUCGACUUAACCCUAGAGAUUGUUGGUACUGGUUGGCCGGCAGUUGUGUUAACCCAACCUGUGCUUUUCGACAUCCUCCACUGGAUGGACGUACUGAAACGGCAUCUGAAUCUGCUUCUGCUGAUCAUCAGUCUGCGAUUACUGUGAACAAGACUAACGUUCCAUGUUACUACUACUACAAUGGAUUUUGUAGCAAAGGUGAGAGGUGCUCUUUCAUGCAUGGACCUGAGGAGAACACAUAUACUUGGAGAUCCUCAAAACAAAGUUCUGCGAUUGCUGAUGGUCCACCUUUGGAAGAAAAGAUAUCUACUGGUACUGGCUGUGGGCCUGUGCCUGCAGAAACUCAUUCAGCUCGAACUGAUCCCAAGAGCUUGGCAGGAACCAAGGUUAUUCCUCAACGGGAGUCCCGCCAAUUUACUCCAAAUAAUGUUGCAGAGCACUGCCAACCUGCUCCUAAUGAUGCUGCAGAGAAAAGUGUUUAUCCACAGAUUUCUGUGUCUUCAUCUGAAGAAGCUGCCACCAUCAGGUCAAAUUUCCAAAUUCACACAGAGGGCCUUGUCCACAGAAGAUCUCUCGAAUCAACUGAUCAAAGCUUUGACGAUGAAUUUGAUAACCAUAAUAGGCAGGAAGUGGAUAACCAUAUCGAGCGCGAAGAGUGGUUGGAAUCUUCUCCUGGGUUUGAUGUUCUUGUCAAUGAUAGAUCAGAAGACCUGGGUUAUGAAGAUGAAGCAUUGUACUUACCACACCGUGAUAUGGAAGAUAGAGAAUGCAAUGGUCAGCAUUUAGCAUAUGAAUACGAGGACAAUAUUGAGUAUGACCCUGCAUAUCCAGACAUAAGAACGUCUUUUGAACAGGGAAUACCAAAUUGGUAUCAGCAUGUAGAGGAGGAUGUUUGCAAUAUGUAUCAGAAAACUCCUUUUUAUGCAAGGGAGAGAGUGCUGGAUCACCCUCUGCCACGUAAGCGGAAAUUGUUGCAAACAGAAUUGGCGGGUAUGGACUUGAGGGAUUAUCUGAAGAAACGCAGGAUGCCUGAGAGUCAGGAUACCAAAUAUUUGUCAGACAGGCCUCACUUUUCUCAUCUGACUGGUAAAAUCAUAGAAAAGGCUUCCACUGGGGGUAGAGGGCAUUUACCUGGAAGACUGGCAUCAAAAGUGGAAUUUGCAGACAAAUCACGAAUUGAGACUGAAAAUUGCUCAAGCAGCACUUAUCAGCAUGGCAGGACAAGGCGUCCUAGUAUAAACAGGUCCAGGCUACAUACGAAAGAAAGGAAACAAGGAAAGGGGCAGAUUGUGUCUGGAGUCCCACGCAAGGCAGUGCCAAGGAAAAGGAAAUCUGCUCGAGAGUCUACUGUUUUUACAGGGCCUAAGACCCUAGCUCAAAUUAAAGAAGAGAAGGAGAAAGCACUUUGUGGUAGAACAGGAGAGGGCCAUUUAAGUGGUGAUGCAUGAGAAGAAACUUCAGCAUUUCAAUGCUUUUAAUUAAAAUGCUUGAGAUGAAGAGAAAAGGUAGGUUGGAGUUGGUGGUAGUAGUUUUAGCAGUUUGUGGAAUUUUGAUCUUUAAUGAACUGUAGAUUAGUAUUAAGAACAAUUUUGCACAGGAUGAUGUCAAGAAAUGGCUUAGGAGACCAACCUAAAGUCUGGAUAGUUAUGGGGAAGAGCCUACAGCCACAGGCACUUUUAUCACCAGAUGCACACAAUGAAGGCUUUGAAAAGGUGCUGUUAAUCAGCGUGCUUUGGACUUGCUGGUUUCUUUUUGUGCAAAAUACCCAGGAAUAAUAGAGGAGUAAAUCGGAAGGCUACGCAACUAGCUUGCUCUUUGGUUAAUCUUACCUGCUUAGACUUGUGGAAGAACAAAAAAAGAAAGAGUGAUAGCACAUGAAAGUUUUCGACCCUGAGACUUAGUUACCUCUCACUGCUACAUUGUAUUGGCGGAUACUGCAUUUAGUAAAACUGCAGGUUCCAUGGUUGCUCAUAGCUUCCCUUGGUAUGACUGUCGUAUUUUUCUGUCAUCAA
Messenger RNA from Coffea eugenioides, 2374 nucleotides. RefSeq names its product zinc finger CCCH domain-containing protein 32-like. Bases 248 to 1810 code for a protein of 520 amino acids. The record is from RefSeq and is a predicted model, not a curated record. NCBI's taxonomy places the organism in Eukaryota, Viridiplantae, Streptophyta, Magnoliopsida, Gentianales, Rubiaceae. Gene Ontology annotation, molecular function: metal ion binding. The transcript is spliced from 3 exons.